CACCAAAGUGCACCCCUCCCCCAGCUAAAGGAAUAGUCUCCCCGCUCCAGCACUGAACCCCCCGACCCCAAGGUGCGAGGUGCGGCCUCGCUGCAUAUCCCCGGAGCAGUGGGCAGCACAAUGAUCCCCCUGCCCUUCUGAUCCAUGCACAGGGCGACCCACGCCCCGCAGCGGCCCUCCAGGCUUCCCUGCAACACCCCGUAAUGCAAUCCACGGGGGCGGGGGCGGCGGCGGCAGCGGUAGCUACGGCAGCGGCGGCAGCAACAACAGCACUGUCCCAAUCUAGCGACAACCAGAAAGAGGAAAAUGGCUCCGAGCAGGGACCGCCUGCUGCACUUUGGGUUCAAGGCGACAAUGUUCUCAAAUAGUGAUGAAGCUGUAAUCAAUAAAAAGCUUCCCAAAGAACUCCUGUUACGGAUAUUUUCUUUUCUGGAUGUUGUUACCUUGUGUCGCUGUGCUCAGGUCUCCAGGGCCUGGAAUGUUCUGGCUCUGGAUGGCAGUAACUGGCAGCGAAUUGACCUGUUCGAUUUCCAGAGGGAUAUUGAGGGCCGAGUAGUGGAGAAUAUUUCAAAAAGAUGUGGGGGCUUUUUACGAAAGUUAAGUCUUCGUGGGUGUCUUGGAGUAGGAGACAAUGCAUUAAGGACGUUUGCACAAAACUGUAGGAACAUUGAAGUACUAAAUUUAAAUGGGUGUACAAAGACUACAGACGCUACAUGUACUAGCCUUAGCAAGUUCUGUUCCAAACUCAGGCACCUUGACUUGGCUUCCUGUACAUCAAUAACAAACAUGUCUCUAAAAGCUCUGAGUGAGGGAUGUCCACUGUUGGAGCAAUUGAACAUUUCCUGGUGUGACCAAGUAACCAAGGAUGGCAUCCAAGCACUAGUGAGAGGCUGUGGGGGUCUCAAAGCCUUAUUCUUAAAAGGCUGCACACAGCUAGAAGAUGAAGCUCUCAAGUACAUAGGUGCACACUGUCCUGAGCUGGUGACUUUGAACUUGCAGACCUGCUUGCAAAUCACAGAUGAAGGUCUCAUUACUAUAUGUAGAGGGUGCCAUAAGUUACAGUCCCUCUGUGCCUCCGGCUGCUCCAACAUCACGGAUGCCAUCCUGAAUGCUCUGGGUCAGAACUGCCCACGGCUUAGAAUAUUAGAAGUGGCAAGGUGUUCUCAAUUAACGGAUGUAGGCUUUACCACUCUGGCCAGGAAUUGCCAUGAGCUUGAAAAGAUGGACCUGGAAGAGUGUGUUCAAAUAACAGAUAGCACCUUAAUCCAACUUUCUAUACACUGUCCUCGACUUCAAGUAUUGAGUCUGUCUCACUGUGAGCUGAUCACAGACGAUGGAAUUCGUCACCUGGGGAAUGGGGCCUGCGCUCAUGACCAGCUGGAAGUGAUUGAACUGGACAACUGCCCACUAAUCACAGACGCAUCCCUGGAGCACUUGAAGAGCUGUCACAGCCUUGAGCGGAUAGAACUCUAUGACUGCCAGCAAAUCUCACGGGCUGGAAUCAAGAGACUCAGGACCCAUUUACCCAAUAUUAAAGUCCACGCCUACUUCGCACCUGUCACUCCACCCCCAUCAGUCGGGGGCAGCAGACAGCGCUUCUGCAGAUGCUGCAUCAUCCUAUGACAGUGGAGGUGGCAGCCGUGGCGAACUGAGUAUUUAAUGACACUUCUAGAGUUACCGCGGAGUCUCCAGUGGAAGCGACCCAGUGUUUCUGGGCAAGGGUUACAACGUGAGGCAGCGUCCAGAUUCCCAGAGCCACACGUACAUAUACAUACCCAUCCACUCUAGCUCUGUGACGGGGGACUGAAGAUUGUGCUGGCUUUAUCAAGUGGAUUGAUAAAACUUAGCCAUUCCUGUUGGACGUUCCCAGAAGAAAAUCAUAGGCAAGGUAGGGGGAAGGGGUUGUUCCAGCAAACCCAGUGUUAACUGCUACUACGGUUUCUUUAUUUUAUUAAGGGGUUUAUUUGGUGAUAUUGGAACAGCAACUGCAGUCCUCCAGGGUCAAGGAAAGCAUAGAGAAAAACAAUAUACGUUGUAUCCAGGGACCAGAAAGAAAAUUUCUUUGCAUCCUAUAAAUGGUAGCCAUCCAUUGUGAGAUGACUAUACAGCUUCUGUGCUUCCUCGUUCCCAUGCCAACAUGCUGAGCAUGCUCACAAAGAAGGCUCCUCCAUUCCGCCUCCUGUUUAGUAUUUGGCCCAGUGGUUUCCUAAAUGGUCACAUUGAAAUUACUGUGGUCCAAAUGUGAUUACUUAUUCACUCAAAUUGUCACUGUCUGUAGCACACUGUGCACCUGUUGUCCUUUGUUGCUCCCUCCUGCAUUCUUGCCCAGUCUGUCACCUGUUCAUAGUCUGCUUACUCACACUCAAUUGUUACUCUCUUGCUGUUGUUGUGUUUACAGUUUGCAUUUUGGAUGAUUAGUUGGGGUUACCAAACAUUUUUAAAAGAGACAUUAUCAAUAAAUAUUUUUUUAAUUCUAAAUUUUACCAUUAGGGGCCCCUGCCUGAAUCUUUGCCAGUCUGAAGGGAAACAAUUAUAAAAGCAAGAAAAGUUAUGAGAAGAAAUUAAGCUAAAACUAUUUUGAUGAUAGUAAACUUUGCUUUUUGGUUUCUGUU
Myotis lucifugus (little brown bat) is the source of this 2612-nucleotide messenger RNA. RefSeq names its product F-box and leucine rich repeat protein 20 (gene FBXL20). The transcript is spliced from 15 exons. Gene Ontology annotation, cellular component: SCF ubiquitin ligase complex. Gene Ontology annotation, biological process: SCF-dependent proteasomal ubiquitin-dependent protein catabolic process. NCBI's taxonomy places the organism in Eukaryota, Metazoa, Chordata, Mammalia, Chiroptera, Vespertilionidae. The record is from RefSeq and is a predicted model, not a curated record. Gene Ontology annotation, molecular function: protein binding. The coding region runs from base 307 to 1623 and encodes 438 amino acids.